This is a messenger RNA of Nilaparvata lugens (brown planthopper), 1315 nucleotides long. Its product is annotated as hydroxylysine kinase. Gene Ontology annotation, molecular function: amino acid kinase activity. NCBI's taxonomy places the organism in Eukaryota, Metazoa, Arthropoda, Insecta, Hemiptera, Delphacidae. The record is from RefSeq and is a predicted model, not a curated record. The coding region runs from base 1 to 999 and encodes 332 amino acids. The transcript is spliced from 7 exons.
AUGGAGGAGAAAUUUGGAUUAAUUAUUAUUUUUCAACCAAUUUUUCAGGUUUCAAGUAGCGAGAACCCUUUGAUCCUAGAUUUGUGGAAGCAUGGAUAUGUUCUGAAGAUUAUGAACUCUGUCGAUUCAAGAAACAUUCCAUUUGUAGAGGCUCAAAAUGAACUCAUGAUAUUUUUAAAUGAAAACAAUGUAUCUACACCAAGACCAGUGAAAAAUGUUGAUGGAAGUUAUCACUCGAUCUUGGAAGUCAGCCUUGAGGAAGGAGGCUCAGUUAGCUACGUAGUGCGACUUCUAACGUAUCAACCAGGGUUGCUAUUGAAAGAUGUCAAACCGUCAAGUGCCUUAUUCUACAGUAUUGGGCUGUUCGCAGCAAAUUUGGAUCUCAAAAUGAAGGAAUUCAGCCAUGAGGGAUUUUCUUCGAGACGUACCUCUUGGAGCCUGGAGUGUUUACCCCAAGUGAAAAGUCAUCUUUUUGUGUUGAAAGAUGAAGAUAAACUCGACAUUGUCAAUGAAAUCAUUGAACAAUUCGAGGAGAAUGUUAUUAGUAGGCUAGAAACAUUACAGAAAGGCCCAAUACACGGUGAUCUGAAUGAGCAAAAUAUAAUAGUUGAGAAAACAGAAUUAGAUUAUGAGAUGUGCUCGAUCAUUGACUUCGGGGACUCGCAUGUAUCAGCUUACGUGUUCGAGCUGUCCAUUCUGAUGUGCUAUCUGCUCAUGUUGACACAGUCAGCCGAUGAGGGAAGAGACGUGGUGGCUGGAUACUCAUAUUUAUUGAAAUUACCGGAGGACGAACUCAAACUAUUGAAAGUGUGUAUCUGUGGUCGAUUGGUUCAAAGCUUGGUAUUAGGACUCUACUUCUACUCUAAAAACCCUACCAACACAUACAUCCUAUGUACCCAGGAGGAAGGUUGGAAACUUUUGAAAAAACUUUGGCAAAUUGACUCGGACACUUUACACACGUUAUGGUGUUCCGGAAUUGAUUCAAUCAGAGAAAAUUGAUUGGAUAACAACUUCUAAAAUAAUUCAAGUAUUAAUAUAGCAAUAAUCUGACGUUUCAAUAGCAAUAACAUUUUACAAUAUAAAUGACACACUUCUAUAUUAAUUUAUUUUUCCUACAGUUACCUUAAAAAGUGAACAUUCCUGCACUGAUUACUGAACGCAAAGAAUCACUUUUCCGCUCUAGUGCGCAAAGUAUUAGCCUACUUUGCGUACUCUACUUCAGGUAUUAUCUGGCAGCCAUCCUAAUCAGCUGUUGACAUUUUUGGCGUGUAUUUUGAAUGCGAAUUUGUUCUAUCUAUAUUUUUUCUGAUUUUCA